UACUUCCUCGGGCGUGUCGUGGAAACAAACUUGCCACGGCAAGAUGGUUUGCAGCGGGUUAAAAUGGCACAAGCUUGCUGUAGAGCAAAGUAAAUAAUGCACUACCAGCACAUGCACAGUGCACUGAGCAAAAGCGAUGCUGUUCGCGAUCAAGCGUGUAGCUCUCCUCGCCCAUCAUCCAAGGAACCGUUGGGAAGUAAAGUGCUUGCACCACGGAUUGCAUUUGCAUCGGAUUGUUCGGUGGAGGGUAGAGCCAAUUACGGUGCAGGCGAGCGCACGAGCUUUGCGAUCACGCGCAACACACUUGCAGCAAUUGCACAAGGCGGCGGGACGGGUGUUGGUGAUACAUCCACACGAAGGUGAAACAUCCAGAAUCCAUGCUGCUAUCUGCGCCCUUUCCUUGCUGGGGAUUUUAGUAAGCGCAGCUUGCGCUUCGCAGUCUUUUGCCAAUAGUGCUCUGUAACUUACCCAGGGUAGCUUGGCAACACGGACGGCCACCAUUUGUUUAUCUAUCUACACAUCGAAUAGCUUUACAGCGACUGGUUUGCAUUUCGAUACACGGUUUUGUAAACGGUCUGCGGUAUCUAUGCAAGCGCUGAUAUUCAACAAAUAAUGCUGUCAUGUUGCUAUGGAAUCCGAUUUCGCUCGUUGCCAUCCAGUUGGAGAAUUCUCAUCAGACCGUGCGUGGCCGGUAUGCUCGGUAAACGUUCUCAGUCUGGCGGGUGCAGCUCACCGAGUACGCAACAAUGACCGACGGCAUUAGGAGGACACGAAGUGUUCAGCUGAAGUAUCUAGCUACGCUGCACCAGAUCGGUAAACCGCUGGAAGAACCGAUCAUCGGUAGACACUUCAAGCUGCCGGAACGGCCACGGCCGGCUGAGCAUCCCGUUUUCGAUAUGUCACUGCUAUAUAUCCCAAUCUACUGUCACCUGGUGCUGCACCCACCGGAAGAGAUUGCACGUCCCGCGACACCGGAGCUGAUUACACGGGCCCGUAUGGAGAAGACGCUGGAAAACUGGCUAGACUGAUA
Anopheles merus is the source of this 1030-nucleotide messenger RNA. RefSeq names its product WD repeat-containing protein on Y chromosome. The transcript is spliced from 4 exons. The record is from RefSeq and is a predicted model, not a curated record. Bases 747 to 1028 code for a protein of 93 amino acids. Lineage: Eukaryota; Metazoa; Arthropoda; Insecta; Diptera; Culicidae.